AUGGCGAACUGUCUAGAUAAGUCCAAGUAUACCUACAGUCUACAACCAUAUAUAUUGACCAUAGUCAUAGUUGUUGUAGUAGAUGACUCAGCAAAUGGAAUGUGGUCAGACGAUGGAAGUCCAUACCUGCCAAACAGUUGGAGCAGUUCCUGUUCUGGUUGUACUUGUCAGUAUAAGCAAGGUUUAUAUGAACUCGGAACAUGUACAAAUAGUACAUAUGUGAGUGGAAUCACAAUUGCAUAUGUCACAGCUGAAACAUUUCCCGUAACCGCAACUUCCAUAAACUUCUUCGGAUGUUCUUUCACAAGUAUUUCAGAAGAUACAUUUACCCACAUAACUGGUUUAACUACACUGAAUUUGAUAGGAAAUGCUAUAACAGUGGAUUCCAAAUACAAGGGUACACUUCCAGAUACUAUAGAAUAUCUGGCAUUGAAUAGCAACCAAAUUCAUUGGUUACCUCCUGGAUUUAUCAAUGGUUCAAAUCUCCGAUUAGUAUUCAUUAGUCAAAAUGGAUUUACACAUUUACCACACCAGAUUUUUAUGGAAGGAAACUUCACUGAACUUAUAGAAUUAUAUGCUGAGAACAAUCUUAUUAGAAAUGUAGCAGAGCUGGAAGAGAGAGCGUAUGGAGUCAAAAGAAGACCAAUUUAUCUCCAGAAAAAACAAAAUUUUUCAGCUUUUACCACAACUCCUAAUAUUGUCAAGUUGUAUUUACAAAACAAUUUGAUAGAGAUGAUAAACAAUACAGAUUUCUGUGGACUACAGGGUUUAGAGUUGUUGAAUCUACAAAGCAAUGUAUUGAAUGAGACGCAUAUUCAGGAGGAAGGGUUUAAAUGUUUACCUGUAAUGAAUGAUUUAUAUCUUCAGAAUAAUCAGAUUAUAGCUGUUGAAAACAACACCUUUCCUGCACAACUCAAAAUACUGUACCUUGAUAACAAUAGAAUAGUAGCUGUAGAAGAUGGUGCUUUCCCUUAUCAAGUAAAUACAAUAUAUAUGAGGAAUAAUGAUUUCCGAUUUAUACAUGCGCAUCCGUUCUCAUACUUGUCUCAGCUGAGGUCGUUAUAUUUAGGCAACAAUGCCGUAGACUACAUUCCAGAUGAUGCAUUUAUCAAUGCUACCAGCUUAGCAUAUCUGCAACUCUCAAGCAACACGAUUACACAGAUAAAGAAAGUACACUUCAAGAACUGUCCCUUGACAUCUGGUUUGUAUUUAUCUAGCAAUGAAAUUGGAUGGAUAGAAGAUGGAUCUUUGAAUCAUGUCACAUCUUCUGGAACACUUGAUUUCUCGUACAACAGACUGUACAAGUUGCCUCUAAAUGGAACCUUCCAUGACUUGUCAUUGUCAAGUGGAUUAUACCUACAGAACAACAGACUAUCUGCCAUACUACCAGACACAUUUAAAACAUUUAGCUGUAAUGUACUUUAUUUACAAGAUAACAGAAUCACACGUAUUGAAUCCGGAGCCUUCCAAGAUGUCAGAGCAAAUACGUUGAAUUUUUACAACAACAAACUAAGAGUUAUAGAAUCAAAUGCCUUUACUACUGUGCAUGCAGAUACAUUUUCAUUCACUGGAAAUCUGGUUAGAGAAAUUCAGUCUCAUGCAUUCAAUGGGACAUCCUGUAGUUAUUUCUAUAUGCAGAACAUGAAUCUGGGAGUCAUACCAUCUUAUGCUUUUACAGAUUUUACUUGUGGUAGAGUUAACCUGCAGUCAAGCUCAAUAACUGACAUUAAAAAACAUGCAUUUUACAACUUCAGAGUUAAUUAUAACUUGUAUCUCUAUAAUAAUCAACUAAACACCAUAUCCUCUUCUAUCUUUGGUGGAACAUCCUAUGUAAAAUACCUGCAAAUAUACAACAACGGAUUAACCAGUAUUACGUCUGAUGGAUUUCGUAAUGUUGAUGUGGAUUACAUUUACCUACAAAACAAUGGACUGACCGUCUAUCCCAUAGCCUUGAAUGAAAUUACUCCACUUCAAAUAUAUUUGAACAAUAAUGAGAUCAGUGUAAUACCUACAGGAUCAUUUGAUAGUCAGACUAGAUUACAACAUUUAUAUAUGUUUAACAAUAAUGUUGAACAAAUAUCAUCUGGUCUCUUACCUCCAGCUACUAAUUUGAGAACCAUUGAUUUCCAUGAGAACCAGAUCCAAUAUAUAGAAGAAGGAUCAUUUACUGGACUGACUUCUUUACAGACAUUAGAUUUAGGACAAAAUGUCAUACCAUACUUCCCAUCUGUCAUACUACCAGCCAUCAGAACCCUUGACUUGGCAGAUAAUAGGAUUGAGGCAUUAGGAGUCCUCAAUCUGGGAGGAAGUGUGAAUUUAGACAAUAAUUUCCUUGGUUGUGAGUGUUCAACAGUGGAAAGUUUGUACAAUGUAAAGGAUGGCCUAUCUGCCAAUACCAUGUGUUACAGUCCUACAGCAUUACAAGGGGUUCUAUUUGCCUCAUCACAAUCCAACAGUCCUGACCACUUCACUAAGAAAGAUGUGGCAUUGUUCCAGUGUAGUGGUGAAAAUAUUAAAGGCACAGUAGUAUCAAGUACAAAUAUAACUAUAACAUGGUCCAGACCAUCAUACUUGUAUUAUCUAUUUAAUACUAGUAAUGAUGGAAUAUUUAGUGACAUGUACCAGUAA
Messenger RNA from Mytilus trossulus (common blue mussel), 2628 nucleotides. Its product is annotated as protein artichoke-like. The record is from RefSeq and is a predicted model, not a curated record. The coding region runs from base 1 to 2628 and encodes 875 amino acids. The transcript is spliced from 21 exons. NCBI's taxonomy places the organism in Eukaryota, Metazoa, Mollusca, Bivalvia, Mytilida, Mytilidae. Gene Ontology annotation, molecular function: protein binding. Gene Ontology annotation, cellular component: extracellular matrix.